Molecule: messenger RNA, 1554 nt
Organism: Labrus bergylta (ballan wrasse)
Lineage: Eukaryota; Metazoa; Chordata; Actinopteri; Labriformes; Labridae
Source: RefSeq, a predicted model, not a curated record
ACGUCAUAGAAGUGCGCUUCGUGUUUACAGGCAGCCGUCAAAAAAGAAUCUGUUCCCAAACUGCACCUGUUAUAAUCCUUGAUAUUUAGGUCUUAUUUUAGUUGGGUUUUUUUAAAUGAGUGCAUACAGGGGACAAGCACGGAAUCUAUAAGACAGUCGUUGCAUUGGAAACCUUCUUUUUUUUUUUUUAAUCAUGCAUUUUGCACAUUAUUUUGUGGACUAAAAUGUGAUGUCAUGAGAAGCUGUGACUCAAGAAGUAGUCAAGAGGUUCAAGUCAACAUGUGAAACUGUUUGAUCAUGCAGUUACAGUGUCGUAAUGACGUCUGUGCACGGUGAGAAGUCAAACAUGGCAGAAAAGGAAGAUCUGGAGACACUUGGUGAGAAACUGUAUUCUCUGAUUUACCCCAAACACAAAGACACUGCUGGAAAACUCACAGGUAUGUUGCUGGAGCUGCCAUGUCCUGUCCUGAGUCGGAUGCUGCAGGAUGAAGCCACGCUGACCAAGGCUGUGGAGAAAGCCCUCAGAGCCCUGCAGCUUGACCAGGAGCCAAGCAACCUAACAUGUAAAGACGAGGAUGAUGUGUCUGCGUCCUCUGACUCUUUGGGGGAGCAGCUGUUUGAGCUGGUUGAUGUUUACAAUACCGGCCACUCGCAGAAAAUCACAGGAAUGCUUUUGGAGCAGCACAAAGAGGCUGUAUUAAACCUUCUUUCAGAUCCAAAGCUGCUGGAGGAGCAUGUGAACUCUGCCCUGAAGACACUUAAGGAGAUAAAGGGACAAAAUAGAACCAAUACCAAAAUGACAUUCCUGCUGCUUCCCUUCAGGCAGAAUGUGGAGGAGACAGACAUAAGCGACUUGUCCGACACUGAUGACACAGAAAAGUUGGGAGAGAAGCUCUUCUCACUGGUGGAGGAGCUGGAUCCUCUACAUGCAAAUGAUAUUACAGGUAUGCUACUGGAGAUGGACCCAGCUGCUCUCCAACAGCUGCUCAGUGACAACACCAUGCUAAAGGUUGCUGUUCAGAAAGCACAAGCAGCACUGGACACAUAGGACAUGGACGGUCUCUACUUGAUCAGAAUGACAACGUUUUACACAGAGACUAACAUAUUAACGUGAAUGACUUUGAUGAAUCAAAUAAAAAUGCUGGUCAAGGUUGACGCAUCAUUCCAGGACAUCAUAACCAUACAGGUCAGCUGUUGAAUAACCAGCUACAUUUGUUUUACACUGAUUUUUGACCUGACUGCUGUCGCUUUACUUUUGAAUUGACCUUCUGUAAAGGUAUUAGAGUCAACUAUCUCAAAGUAUCUUUUUAUACACAUAUGCUGUCUAAUGAAAUAAUGAAUCUGCCUGUUUUUUUCUGCUCAUCAGAUUCAUUAUUGCUUGAAAAAAAAAUGUGUUAGUCUGUAAAAUGAGUUGCAUAGAUAAUUAUUGCAAACAAUCUUGCCACAUUUUUUUUUAAAUUGUGUUUUUGUACUGUACCUACUAUGAUGUUGAAAUAUAUUUGCUAACAGAAAAUAUAAAAGAUAAUAUAUAAACCAAGAACCAAUCAUAUUUAA